UUUGGUUGCUCCUUUGGGAGACCUACGUGCUGCAGACCGUUGUCAUAGGGACAGUCAGGAGGACACAACCCUUUGGCUUUAGUUAUGACGUCCCAGUAGAUCUUCCCAAGGUGUAUCAGAGGGGGCAUUUUUGCAACCUUAUAAGGAACUUUGGGAUUUCUUUCUGGAUUUUAGGAGGACAAGAACAGUUUGCAGUUUCAAGGUUCCAGCGUCUGAACCAUGUUCUCCACGGUCACUUCAUACAAGAACCAGCAUUACUCUGAGCUGAAGAGGAAAUGUCUGGAGGACAAGGAACUGUUUGAGGAUCCAGAGUUUCCUGUCACCAAUGCAUCCCUGUUUUACAGGAAACCACCCCCUGGUAUGGUGGAGUGGAAGAGACCACGGGAGGUCAGUGAUGGGCCUCAUCUGUUUGUGGAGGGCAUCAGCUCCCAUGACCUGAACCAGGGGCUUUUGGGUAACUGCUGGUUUGUGGCGGCAUGCUCCUGCCUGGCACUGAAGCCAGACCUCUGGCAGAAGGUCAUCCCUGACUGGAAGGAGCAGGAAUGGGACUCCAAGCACCCGGAGAACUACGCUGGCAUCUUCCACUUCCAGUUCUGGGUGUUUGGGGAGUGGGUGGACGUGGUGGUGGAUGACCGCCUGCCCACCAUCAAUGGAGAGCUCAUCUACUGCCACUCCAAAGUCAACAACGAGUUUUGGAGUGCCCUGCUUGAGAAAGCCUAUGCCAAGCUCUCUGGCUGCUAUGAGUCGCUGGACGGGGGCAACACUGGGGAUGCGGUGGUGGAUUUCAGUGGAGCCGUGGCAGAGGCCAUUAACCUUGAAGCUGAAGCUUUCCACAAAGACCAGGGGAGAAUGGACAAACUGUUUGAGGACCUGUUCAACGUCUACGACAGGGAUGGAAUAAUCAGCUGCUCCAUCAAGGCGUCUCCUUCUGAAAUCGAGGCACGGUUGGCGUGUGGGCUGGUGAAGGGCCAUGCCUACUCAGUCACUUCAGUGAAGAAAGUACGAUUGGGCCACGGGCUGAUGGCCUACUUCCAGAACGAGACCAUCCCCCUGAUUCGCAUGAGGAACCCCUGGGGAAAGAUUGAGUGGAACGGAGCCUGGAGUGACAGUUCAGCGGAAUGGAAAAAGGUUGGCAGCAUGGAGAGGAAUAAGCUUGGCAUCACAGUGCAAGAUGAUGGGGAGUUCUGGAUGGAGUUUAGAGACUGGUGUAAGUACUUCACAGAUGCAGACGUGUGUCAUCUCAUCAACACCUCCCUGCUCACCAUCGACAAGACAUGGAACGAAGUGAUGAUUUUAGGGAGUUGGACCAAGAAUGCAGAACCUCUGCGCAACCGCUGUGGAGGCUGCAUGAACCACAAACAUACCUUCUUACAGAACCCCCAGUACCUGUUUGAGGUGACCAAGGAAGUGGAUGAGGUUCUGAUCUCCCUACAGCAGAGAGACAUGAAGAUCCACAGACGUACUGGCCAGGGAGAGAACCUCACCCUCGGCUUCGCCGUCUUCAAGGUUGAACUGAAUAGGAAAUACCGCAUGCAUGACAUCAUCACCCAACUUAACGUGCAAACUACUACGUACAUCAACGCCCGCACGGUGUUCAUGAGGGCCACGCUCCCCAAGGGUCGCUACAUCAUCAUCCCCUCCACCUUCAAACCUGAGAUUCUGGGAGAGUUCAUGCUGCGUGUUUACACUAACGUAGACUCAGGAUGCAGAGAACUGACAGAACACCAGCCCAGGAUGACGUGUUGGAGUAAGUUGACUGGCUACCCUGUUGUCGUGUCCCAGAUCUACGUCCACGGAGCAGAGGGGCUGGAGAACCAGGACCGCACAGGGGGCGCAGAUCCAUAUGUGAUCGUAUCCUGUGAGGGCUCCUCAGUUCGGUCAACAGUCAAGGCGGACACCGUGAAGCCGGUGUUUGAUACCAGAGCCAUCUUCUACAGGAAGAAGCCCACAAAGCCAAUCACUGUGGAGGUGUGGAACAGUAAUGCUGUGAAGGACCAGUUCCUGGGCCAGGUGGUUCUGACAGGCUCAGUGAAGGACUCCACCAACCCCCAGAGGCUCCAGCUGAGGAAGAGAGGCAGAGCCAUGGCCGACGAGAUGCCUGGCUCCAUCACCCUCCGUAUCGUCACCUGCACCGAGCUCACAGACAUGUGACCUGGAUCAGCUGACUACUACCUGGGUCACAUUGACAAUGUGUACAACACUCUGUUGCCUCUGACACUUUGAACAGGGGCUCAUCACUACAAGGCAUAAAGUUAUCACUCAGAAUGACUAUCAAUGUGAGCUUACAAUAUAUUCUACUAAGGACUGCCAUGGUCAUGGACCAAGAAGUAUCUAUUAAGGACUGCCUUGGUCAUGGACCAAGAAGUAUCUAUUAAGGACUGCCUUGGUCAUGGACCAAGAAGUAUCUACUAAGGACUGCCAUGGUCAUGGACCAAGAAGUAUCUAUUAAGGACUGCCUUGGUCAUGGACCAAGAAGUAUCUAUUAAGGACUGCCUUGGUCAUGGACCAAGAAGUAUCUAUUAAGGACUGCCAUGGUCAUGGACCAAGAAGUAUCUAUUAAGGACUGCCUUGGUCAUGGACCAAGAAGUAUCUAUUAAGGACUGCCUUGGUCAUGGACCAAGAAGUAUCUACUAAGGACUGCCUUGGUCAUGGACCAAGAAGUAUCUAUUAAGGACUGCCUUGGUCAUGGACCAAGAAGUAUCUACUAAGGACUGCCUUGGUCAUGGACCAAGAAGUAUCUAUUAAGGACUGCCUUGGUCAUGGACCAAGAAGUAUCUAUUAAGGACUGCCUUGGUCAUGGACCAAGAAGUAUCUAUUAAGGACUGCCUUGGUCAUGGACCAAGAAGUAUCUAUUAAGGACUGCCUUGGUCAUGGACCAAGAAGUAUCUAUUAAGGACUGCCUUGGUCAUGGACCAAGAAGUAUCUAUUAAGGACUGCCUUGGUCAUGGACCAAGAAGUAUCUAUUAAGGACUGCCUUGGUCAUGGACCAUGAAGUAUCUAUUAAGGACUGCCUUGGUCAUGGACCAAGAAGUAUCUAUUAAGGACUGCCUUGGUCAUGGACCAAGAAGUAUCUAUUAAGGACUGCCUUGGUCAUGGACCAAGAAGUAUCUAUUAAGGACUGCCUUGGUCAUGGACCAAGAAGUAGCUUCAAGCCUUCUGGAGUUUUGUUUGUUCUUAUUGUGUUUUGUAAAGGGACAAGACAUUACUUUUUGAAAGAUGAAUAACUGUAAAUAUAUAAUUAUUUUAUACUAGACUAUACACUAUGAAACAUAAUAACUCUUCAGAGUAAUACGCAUACUGUAUCUGUAUACAACAUUAUGCAACUUAUACAUUCUAAUAAUAUGUUUGUUAUCAUAUACAAAUAAAAGUGCCUCUUUUCAUAUUGCUGAAAAACAGCCAAAAGGCUCUUGCUGCAAAAUAUUGGAAAGUCUUGAAAGAGCCGAAUGUAUCUGGAGUGUAAGUUUUGGACCAUGGUCAUUCAUUUGUGUCAUUCCACUGAACUUAUUGAAAUGUCUAAAGAGUAUGUACUGCCUCUAAACUACCAUACUCCUUUGCUCAAAAUGUCUUGCCACUUUUAGUCCCUCUCUACUAACAGCAAAGAAAAGUAAAUCCAUUCAAACCAAAAAGUUAUUUUUGUAUUUUUUUUAAUUUCAGUUCCGUUCCCAAACUGCAGUAUUUUGUUGUUUUACACUCAAGACACAGCCAUGCACAAUUCAGAAUUCCAAAAAGUAUGUUGCUUUAACCACAAUUAAAAAUAGCUUAUCCAAAACCUUAGUUGUCCCCAGUUGCUUUUCUCAUCUGUCCUUUUCCAAAGAUGGGGCUUGCUGAGGUUCACCAGAUGGGUCAGCAGUUUACAAACCCAGAUAAUAAUAAUAAUCAUCAUUUUAAAUAAACACUUUUUUGCCUUUG
Molecule: messenger RNA, 3909 nt
Organism: Salmo salar (Atlantic salmon)
Lineage: Eukaryota; Metazoa; Chordata; Actinopteri; Salmoniformes; Salmonidae
Product: calpain-5
Biological process (GO): proteolysis
Cellular component (GO): cytoplasm
Molecular function (GO): calcium-dependent cysteine-type endopeptidase activity
Source: RefSeq, a predicted model, not a curated record